AUGCCGUCUCGACAGUCAACCGUGCCCAAUCUCGACCUGAACUCUUUGAAAACAGACUCCAACCACGGCAAGCUCUCCUCGCCUCUCACCCCAGGCGCACAAAGCUCCGAUGGCCUUAGCCCCUUGACACCACGCUCCCCAAAGUCCACCUCCAGUUCUCCGUUGUUCAAAGGCGCGACCAUUCGUCCAGUCACCGAGGACUCGAACAGCAAGGCCAACAGCCCGGCAAUUCCAACCUCGCCUGACGCCACGACCGCCGAACCUACCACCCCUGGUCUGACGGCCAUUCCUCAAUAUUUCCCCUCCCCAAAGGAUUCGCCGAAACACACCCGCGAUGCAUCCAAGUCAUUCUUUGGCAAUCUGAAGGCUCCGAAAUCGUCCCACCGGGCACAACGUUCAGAUAGCUCAGAGAACUCGACCGAGCCACCCAAGAGUCGAGGAAGCUCUCGAGACCGCAAGGCGCAAAUGGCACCUAAACUGUACGAGUCCAGCCCAGAUUUGCCGGGACUGAUUGCUCAGUCGGGCGAGGGCGACAAGAGUAAGUACAAACACCGCCGAAUUCCACGCUCUCUUCUUGCCGUGCACCGUUGGCCUAACAGUCCUUCAGAUGGCAACGCCUCCACCGAAAAGAGUACGCAACAAAGUGGUCACAAGAAGGCCGGGACGGACCCGGAUUCCGGACCCUCUAAGAAGGGAAAGCCGCGAUUCACCAGCCUCCUGACCCGCUCUCGAUCAAUCCGAGUGGAUGAGUCUUCGGGUAACAAAGCCGCCGGCCGACGUCCUUCUACAGGCCUUGCCAAGCUGGACGAGUUCAAUCAGGGAAACACCAACAACCCCCCGCGCUCCGCAACAACUCGCCCAGAACGACCCGCACAAGGUGGGCUAUACCCUCCGCCCAGUCGCCACGGAGACACGGCCUCUCUCAGAAAGGAACGAAGCCACGGAGGAUCGAUGGUCACGUCCGGCUCGCUCAGCCAGGUUUCUGGCGCAUCGGCCGCCAUUUUCAGCAAUCUGAAGCAGUCCUCGUCUGGAGCUGCGGAUCGGAUUGGAAAGGCCGGCAAGGGUUUCUUCGGCAAGAUCACCCGCAGCGGCAGUACGAACGAGCGUGAAUUGAUCAACGAUGACUCUUACGUAUGCUCUGUGAUCAACCUGCCAUUGAUUGAACAGGCCAGAAAAACUCGAAUUUGCAAGAAGCUGGAAGCAUGCCGGGACAAGACUGAAUUCUGGAUGCCCGCACUUCCGUACCGCUCGAUUGAUUACCUCAACUUCAAGGGCUGCGAGGAAGAAGGUCUCUACCGCGUGCCUGGUAGUGGCCGAGAGGUCAAGCACUGGCAACGACGAUUCGACACAGAGCUGGACAUUGACCUAUUUGAGGUGCCAGACCUGUACGACAUCAACACCAUCGGAUCUAUGUUCAAAGCCUGGCUCCGUGAACUGCCCGACGAACUCUUCCCCAAGGCAACCCAAGACAUGAUUGCCGAGAAAUGCGCGGGUGCCACGACUGCUCCACAGAUGCUCAAGGACGAACUGUCCAAGCUCCCGCCGUACAACUACUACCUACUCUUCGCCAUUACCUGCCAUCUCAACCUUCUACACUCAUACGUUGACCAAAACAAGAUGGACUACCGCAAUCUGUGCAUCUGCUUCCAGCCCUGCAUGAAGAUCGAUGCAUUCUGUUUCCAAUUCCUGGUCUGCGACUGGAAGAACUGCUGGCAGGGCUGCUGGACCGAAAAGGAAUUCGUUCAGAAGGAGAAAGAGAUGGAUGAAGCAGAGGAGAGGGCCGCAGCAGAGAAGGAAGCCGCUAGCCACCGGAGCGAGCCUCCCCAGUCCUCAUCCAGCCACGAGCGUGCUGUUUCCUCCGGCUCUAGUUCGCAAGCCGAGGAGGAGCGCCCUCGACCUGAAACAUCUCGCGGUCGAAAGGCCAAACCGAAGAAUAUUGAGACCUCUCAUACACGAAGUAUUUCCCAACUCCCGGAACUUGGUCCCCCACUUUCCCCGAUCAAAAUCUAA
Messenger RNA from Penicillium argentinense, 2010 nucleotides. RefSeq lists its product as uncharacterized. Gene Ontology annotation, biological process: regulation of GTPase activity; signal transduction. Lineage: Eukaryota; Fungi; Ascomycota; Eurotiomycetes; Eurotiales; Aspergillaceae. The coding region runs from base 1 to 2010 and encodes 669 amino acids. The record is from RefSeq and is a predicted model, not a curated record. Gene Ontology annotation, cellular component: cytoplasm. The transcript has a single exon.